AUGAGUACAUUAAUGAAAGCAGCCUUAUCUCGUAGCCCUGCGUCAUUGGCUACAUAUUUGUACCGCAAUCUUCAUUUAUCCGUUGGAGGCGCGUCCCCCUUAAAAGAAGCCUCGACGAAUUCAAAUGUGGCACAGUCGUACACAGUCAUAGACCACCAACAUGACGCACUGGUUAUCGGGGCGGGAGGCGCUGGUCUCCGCGCUGCAUUCGGUUUGGUGCAAGAAGGAUUUAAGACAGCUGUUGUUACUAAGUUGUUUCCAACAAGAUCACACACAGUAGCAGCACAGGGCGGCAUAAAUGCUGCACUAGGUAACAUGGAAGAUGAUAGUUGGCUAUGGCACAUGUAUGACACAGUUAAGGGUUCUGAUUGGCUUGGAGACCAGGAUGCUAUUCAUUACAUGACAAGAGAAGCACCACAUGCAGUCAUUGAGCUGGACAACUAUGGAAUGCCAUUCUCAAGGACACCUGAAGGCAGAAUCUACCAAAGAGCUUUUGGUGGACAAUCCCUUAAAUUUGGUAAGGGCGGACAAGCACAUAGAUGUUGCGCCGUAGCCGACAGAACUGGUCACUCUCUCCUGCACACGUUAUAUGGACAAUCCCUUCGAUAUGACUGCGAGUAUUUCAUUGAAUAUUUUGCAUUGGACCUGUUAAUGGAAGAUGGAGUCUGUAAAGGAUGCAUCGCUUUGAAUCUUGAGGAUGGAACAUUACACAGAUUCCAAGCAAAGAACACCAUCCUAGCUACAGGUGGUACUGGUCGGUCGUACUUCAGCUGCACUUCAGCCCACACAUGCACGGGCGAUGGAACAGCAAUGGCGGCGCGAGCUGGACUGCAGAAUGAGGAUAUGGAGUUUGUACAGUUCCAUCCCACAGGUAUUUACGGCGCUGGAUGCCUGAUGACGGAGGGUUGCCGUGGAGAAGGUGGUUUCCUGGUGAACGCAAAAGGCGAGCGGUUCAUGGAGCGUUAUGCCCCUGUUGCUAAGGACUUGGCAAGUCGCGAUGUUGUCUCCAGAGCUAUGACCGUUGAGAUUAUGGAAGGUCGCGGUUGUGGCCCGGAAAAGGACCACGUGCAUCUUCAGCUCCACCACUUGCCCCCGGAACAGCUAAAGCAGCGUCUGCCCGGUAUUUCGGAGACGGCCAUGAUCUUCGCUGGCGUUGACGUUACGAAGGAACCCAUACCUGUACUGCCGACUGUGCACUACAAUAUGGGCGGAACACCUACCAACUAUCGUGGAGAGGUGAUAACACAUUACAACGGUGAAGACAAAGUCGUCCCAGGUCUUCUGGCCGCUGGUGAGGCGUCUUGUGCCUCAGUGCACGGUGCCAACCGAUUGGGCGCUAACUCGCUCCUCGAUAUCGUGGUGUUUGGACGCGCAUGCGCCAUCACUGUCGCGGAAAACAGCCGCCCUGGAGACAAGCAGGCACCACUUAAAGACACAACCGGACAAGCAAGCAUUGGAAACUUAGAUAACAUCAGACACGCGAAUGGCUCGAUCCCCACAGCGGCUCUGCGCUUGCGCAUGCAAAAGAAUAUGCAGACGAACGCUGCUGUCUUUAGACAGAAAAGCACACUCGAAGAAGGUCAACGUCAAAUCCACGAGAUCUACAAGCAGAUAAGCGACGUCAAAGUGUUCGACCGUUCCCUCAUAUGGAAUAGCGACCUGGUGGAAACCCUAGAGCUACAGAACCUACUCAUCAACUCGGUGCAGAUCGUAGAAGGCGCUCUGGUCAGAGAGGAGUCUCGUGGUGCGCACGCGCGUGAGGACUUUAAAACGAGGCGAGAUGAAUACGAUUACUCAAAACCGCUAGAUGGACAGACGAAAUUGCCGUUCGAACAACAUUGGCGAAAGCACACGUUGGCCGACACGAACCCAGAAACUGAACUUACUAGAGUAAUUGGUAACGCAGUGCUGACUGAUCUUAACACACUUUGCGAUUUCAUGAAACUAUCUAGCGUUUCGGAUUUGGAUAUAUCCAUUUCUCUACCAGGCCCAAUUAUUUUCGGCCAUCCAUACGAAACUUCUGGUGCGUGGCCGUUACGGAAUUUGCUUUUUAAAGUGUGCAAAGCUUGUCAAGAAUUAAUGGCGUCAAUUCCUCCAUCAGCGUUUUCCGCGGCCCGAAUCAGGGAAACGCAACGCGAUAUGAAGAUAUCAAAUAUAAAGAAAGGCGGGGAAACAACAAAGUUUUACCAUACUAAACUUAUGGAGCUAACUCCGCUAAAGUACAACAGUAAACUGAUGAACAGCAUCUGGGGUUUCUACAACCGUUACUCGCCGCACAACGUUAAGAAGGUCAACGAUGCUUCAACUUUCAAUGCGGAAUUGCAGCAAACUGCUGGCAAUUCCACAAACAAGAACGAAGCAAUGAUUGCUUUGCCUUCUUCCAAGCUCGACAAUGUUUGGGCAACCAUCUCCCAGUCUCAUUAG
Leptosia nina is the source of this 2424-nucleotide messenger RNA. The record is from the annotation of a GenBank genome assembly. NCBI's taxonomy places the organism in Eukaryota, Metazoa, Arthropoda, Insecta, Lepidoptera, Pieridae.